ACCUCUCAUUUCAUUGGUUAGAGAUCUCCUGUUUAAACAAAGAAAUACAUGGUAUUUAUGUAAAAAUAAACCAAUAAAAAGCAAUAUAUCAAAUGCAUAUAUUUCGCGGCAAGUGAUCAAAAGGGGAAAGAGCAGGGAAGCCUAAGCGUAAUAGAAGUAUUUUUCUGUGGAACAUCAUUUACUGAAAACUUGUCUUGCUCUGCAAGGAAGAGGGCGCACAGAUGGGCAGCAAAAAUGAACCAGAAGGUAGUCGCAAACCCAUUAGAAAUAGGAGGGAUGAAUUUAUACCCACAGACAACUUUACACCAAGAACAUUCCAGGUGGAUCUCUUAGACAAUGCAAUUCAUCAGAAUACAAUAGUAUGUCUUGGGAGAGGGACAGGCAAGACCUUUAUUGCUGUCAUGCUGAUAAAAGAGCUGGCCUACCAGAUACGGAAAGAUGUGCAAAAUGAUGGGAAAAGGACAUUCUUCCUUGUAGAAAGUGUGCCAUUAGUUGCUCAACAGGCCAAGGUUUUGAGGCUCCACACGGAUGUGUGUGUGGGAGAGUAUGUGGCAGCUAUGGGUGUGGACUCGUGGGAGAAAGAAAAAUGGUCAAAAGAAUUUCAACAAAAGCAGGUCCUGGUAAUGACAGCACAGAUAUUCCUUAACAUUCUUCACCAUGGGUUCUUUCCCAUGUGGAAAGUCAACCUCAUUGUGUUUGAUGAGUGCCACCAUGCAGUGAAGAGCCACCCGUAUGUCAAAAUCAUGGACCACUUUGGCCAGUGCGACCCCCUGCACUACCCAAGGAUAUUAGGACUCACUGCCUCAAUUCUUAACAGUAAAUGUAAAACACCAGAUGAGCUGGAGAGGAAGAUGGGGGAACUUGAGGUGACGUUACACAGUUCGGCUGAGACAAGUACAGAUAUGAUCUCACUGGAGACGUAUGGAGCCACACCCAAAGAGACCAUUGUUGAAUGUGAUUUAUAUGAAGACUUCACAGGAUUAGUGUCCCAGUUUGAUGUCAUUCUCAAUUCAGCCUUAGACUUUCUCAAUGACAGUAACAUUGCCUUCAGUGAGGAGGAGAAUGAGAGAGACCCCUGUGCUAUACCAAGGACAGUGCUAGUAGAGUGUUUGGUUUCACUACAUCAGUUAGGGCCAUGGUGCUGUGACCGCCUUGCUCAAGCUUUCCACAAGCAGUUAGAUAAGAUACUCGCUCAUGAGGCCAUGGACAUCAAUAUUCAACUGAUUAUAUAUACCCAAACCCAACUCAGAAUGAUCCACAAUCUUUUUAUCCACAAGUAUGACAGAUUGCAAAGUUUGGAGGAGUUACUGAGCUUUGUCAGUCCAAAGGUGCUCAAAACUCUGGAGAUUCUCCGGGAAUAUAAGCCUGAUGAUGACUUCAUGAUCAUUGGAGGUGGCCCCACAGAGUACAUGGAUAUGGAUGCAGAAGUGGCAUCAGAUGACUCAUUUGAUACGGAUGAGGAUGAUGAUUAUGAUGAGCCAUUCUUUGACAUGUCGAAGCAGCAACAGCAGCAUAGCCAGAUUCACUACAUAGCUAGAAAACGUUCCUCUGACGAAAAUGUCACAGAAGAGAAAGAAGGUGCAUUGUGCGGGAUUGUGUUUGUUGAGAGAAGACAUGCUGCUUUUGCCCUCCAUAAACUAAUUGAGGAACUUUGCAACUGGGACACGGAACUCUUCUUUGUGAGGAGCAGUCACAUCACUGGGCACUCUGCCAAAUCUGGCGGUGUUCGAACUAAGGAGACUGAAAAUCAGUUCCGAAAGCAGGAGGAAAUUCUUCGCUCUUUCCGCUGCCAAGAGGUCAACCUACUGGUGGCUACCAGUGUGGUAGAGGAGGGGGUGGAUGUGCCCAAAUGUAACUUGGUCAUCCGCUUUGAUCCCCCCAGUAACUACCGGUCAUAUGUGCAGUCUAAGGGACGUGCAAGGGCCAAAGAAUCUCAAUUUGUAAUGAUUGUGGAGCAUGGAAAAUUGACAAAAUUUCAUGAGGAUCUACAAACAUAUCGGGGAAUUGAAAAGAUCCUACUGGGUAAAUGCAAUGAGUGUGAAGAUCAAGAUGAGGAAGAACAUGACACAGCUACUGUAGAUAAUCUCAUUCCUCCUUACAUGCCAGUGAAGGAAGAGGGUGCUCCUUGUGUUACCAUGAGUUCUGCCAUUGCCCUGGUUAAUAGGUACUGUGCCAAAUUGCCCAGUGAUGCUUUCACCCACCUCACCCCAAAGUGGCACAUUGAAGAGCAGGGCACAGACCCUGUUAUGUAUGUGUGUACAUUACGGUUGCCCAUUAACUCUCCAGUUAAAGAGCCGUGUGUGGGUGACCCUAUGUCUAGUCAAAAGUUAGCCAAGAUGGCAGUUGCUUUAAAAACUUGCCAGAAACUGCAUGAGGCUGGUGAGUUGGACAAUCAUUUGCUACCCAUUGGCACCAUGAGAGAAAUGCUGCGCUAUGAUGAUGAUGAAAAUGAGUGGGACAGUGAGGAUGUGCAAGGACAGGCACGACCAGGAACUACCAAAAGGAAACAGUAUUAUUACAAGAAGAUAGCAGAGGCACUGAGUUGCGAAUUUCCACAAGUUGGCCAAUCCAGUUUUAUGUACGUCAUUAAUAUGAAACUAACCUGUCCCAUCACAGAAGACCAAAAUACCAGAGGUCGUAAAAUCUAUGCCCCAGAAGAUAACCCGAGAUUCUUUGGGAUACUGACCACCAAACUGAUUCCCAAGAUUCCCAAUUUCCCAGUGUUCACCAGAUCUGGUGAGGUGGGCGUGUCUCUCAUACUGGCCCAGACAGAUGUGGUCCUCAACGCAGAACAGAAUGAGAAGUUGUCCCAGUUUCAUCAGUAUGUUUUUGAGAGAGUUCUACGUCUGCGUAAAGACCCCAUGGUCUACACCCCCAAACAGGCGCCCUCUGGUUGCAUUAUCAUACCAGUGUAUAAAGGAGAUGAAGAGAAUUAUCAGGUGGACUGGGAUUUCAUCAACAAGAUUGACAUGACUACGCCUCUCAUUAGUCGCCGAUCAUACCUCUUUAAGCCAGAUCGUGAAAAAUUCACAUUUGAGGAUAACAAAUUUGAGGAUGCAGUGGUCAUGCCAGCGUAUCGCAACAUCGACCAGCCGCAGUUCUUUUAUGUGGCUGAAAUUCGCCAUGACCUCAACCCGAGGAGUUCUUUCCCGUCUCCAGAGUUGUUUCGAACCUUCCAGGAUUAUUAUUUCAGUAAAUAUGGCCUCAAGUUGACUGACAUGAGCCAGCCUCUUUUAGAUGUGGAUCACACCUCUGCCCGACUCAAUCUCCUUACGCCCAGAUAUGUCAAUCAAAAAGGUGUUGCCUUGCCAACCAGUAGUGCCGAAACCAAACGAGCGAGAAGGGAAAAUUUGCAACAGAAGCAGAUUCUGAUCCCUGAGCUCUGUGACAUUCACCCAUUCCCAGCAUCCUUUUGGCGCAAGGCUGUUUGUCUGCCAACAAUUCUUUACCGCAUCAACUACCUCUUGAUAGCAGAAGAGAUCCGAAUACGCAUCUCCUCUGAGGCAGGGAUUGGUAUAGCUCAGCUACCAAAGGAUUACAUUUUCCCCAAUUUGGAUUUUGGUUUUAGACAAGAAAUGGAAAAGCAGUGCCUACUGAAUGGAAUAGGAAGGGAAGAUGAAGAGGGAGAGAGCACUGACAGUUUCGAAGAUAAAAGUGAUGAAGAUGAAUGUGAACCUAAUAAGCCUGCAUGUGAAGUAGACACAGAUUCCAAGAAAAGUGCAAUAAGCACAAUCUUGCCUACUACAACUGAAACACAUACCUUCAAUGGAUGUUCUGAUGAACAUGAGAACAAGGGACAGUUGGAUCCAGAAAUAAAUCAUCAGGAUGUUCUGCUCCAUAAGCGUUCUGGCCUUACUCUUAACCUGUCUCCAGCAACAAAUCCCAGUGAACCAAAUGCCAAGCAGGUACACAGCAUGCCUGACAAGAAGCCUUUAUUAUUAGAAUCUACCUCACCUUUUCCAGAAUCUACAGAAGAAUCUAGCAAGACAAAUGGGAGUCUAGAGCUCUUGAAAAACUGUGAUAAGAAUCAAGAAUUAUUUAGAGGGGAUAGUAUAGAAGUGCAAUCAGUGCCUGGUGGUGAUUCUGACCCCAUGGCCACUGCUGACUGUGAUAUUAAGGAUUCUACUUCAGCUGCCAAGAUAAGUUUUGAUGCAGAUAUAGAGCUUGAAAAUUAUAUUGGACCAACCCCAAGUAUGCUGAUUCAGGCCCUGACCAUGUCCAAUGCCAAUGAUUUUUUUAACUUGGAGAGACUGGAAACUAUUGGAGAUUCUUUCCUGAAGUUUGCUGUUACCAUAUAUCUCUACUGCACCUAUCCAGGUAUUCACGAAGGAAAGCUGAGUAACUUGCGCAGCAAGCAGGUGAGCAAUUUUAAUCUGUAUCGCCUGGGAAAGAAGAAGGGACUGGCAGAGUGCAUGAUAGCCACGAAGUUUGAACCUAAUGAAAACUGGCUGCCACCAGGUUAUGUGAUUGACAGUGAGAAAACUGGAGGGCUGAAGAUUCAGAUUGCCUCUAUGUGUAAGCCAAAGACAAACCAAAGCACCUCCUUGGAAGAGAGCGUAAACCUCACAAAUUCCUCUUCACAACAGACGAGUUCCAGCUUGGGCCAACUCCAGCAGAAAUUCAACCAAGAACUGGAAGAGAUCAAUCAAGCUACAGAGACGGAUACAGACGACCCGUCAGAUGUGUGUGUCAUUCCAUAUGAUCUCCGCACGCAGCACAGUCUUCCUGAUAAAAGCAUUGCUGACUGCGUAGAAGCUCUGAUUGGCUGUUACCUGACGCAGUGCGGACCCAAGGCGGCCCUACAGUUCAUGUCGUGGGUAGGACUAAAAGUGCUUCCAGAAGUGGAGGAGAAGGAAUCUCAGUCGCAUGAAAACCGUAAAAGCUGUCAUGACAGUGGAAACAAUGGGUCGUCUCUUAAUGGACAUACAGCCAUGCCGGUCCCAUCAGAGAGAGGGAAGACCAGGUUUCACCCGUUACAGUCACCACCCUCUCCCCUCCUCACACAUGUUCCCAAGGCACUGCAGGUCCUGGAGCACUACCUCAGUGGAUUUGAACAGUUUGAAGAAACCAUUCAGUACAGGUUUAAAGACAGGGCCUACCUCCUCCAAGCUUUCACUCAUGCUUCCUACCAUUACAAUACAGUCACAGAUUGCUAUCAGAGGCUGGAAUUCCUUGGGGAUGCUAUUCUGGAUUAUCUUAUUACCAGACACUUGUAUGAAGAUGACCACAAGUUUUCUCCAGGUGUGCUCACUGACCUGAGGUCAGCCCUGGUCAACAACAACAUCUUUGCAGCUCUGGCCGUGAAGUGGAACUUCCACAAGUUCUUCAAGGCAGUCUGCCCUCAGCUUUUCUCUGUGAUUGAUGACUUUGUAGAGUGGCAGAAAGAGAGAGAGGACUUCAUCAAUGUGGAUCAGGAGUUCAUGGAAAUAGAUGGUGACAAUGAAGAAGAGGGAGAGGAUGUGGAAAUUCCCAAAGCACUGGGUGAUAUAUUUGAGUCGGUGGCUGGGGCUAUAUACAUGGACAGCGACAUGUCUCUAGACUCUGUUUGGAGAGUGUACUUUCGCAUGAUGAAACCACAGAUAGAUCAGUUCACAGCCCAUAUCCCCAGAUCACCUGUGAGGGAGCUGUUGGAACUGGAACCAGAAACAGCUAAGUUUGAAAAACCAGAAAGAACCAUGGAAGGAAAGAUACGAGUAACUGUGAAUGUGGUGGGCAAAGGCUCGUUCCGAGGACUGGGAAGAAAUUACAGAAUUGCCAAAAGCACAGCGGCAAGAAGAGCUCUCAAGUACAUUAGGAUGAUUAAGUUGCAGGAAACUUUAGCACUAAGGAAGGCAAUGGCCCCAAGUCUUUUAUUUAGCCAGCAGUAAAUGUAAUAUUAAAGGAGUACCUGGUGUGCAGAAAUAGACAGAUUAAAUUAAUUUUUCUUAAGCAGCAGUUUAUUGUAAACCAACCUGUAUCUGGCAUUUGGGAUAUGUGAUCUUUUGUACAGUAUAUUCUUGCUAUAAUAGUGAGCUGCCCCAUCUUGUGGCUUUUCAUAUUUGAAUACCGGUGAUCAUGUAUUUCAUAGAGUAUUUUCCCUGUACGAUCAUUCUGACUUAGGCAUGGCAUUUUUACCUUGUUUUUAUGAUUGGUAUAUUUUAUUUUGAUAAUCUCUGGGAGUUUUCAAGUUCAUUUGUUGUUGAGAUAAAAGUUGUCAUCCUAUCGAGUGCCAUGUUCAGGUGCUAAAAUGUAUGUGUACUCAUCGCUACCUUUGAUAAAAUUGUUAUAUAUGACAAAGCUCUGGUGUUACUCUGAACAUAGUUUUGUCAAAAGGUGCUAGGUUUUGGUAUCUUAGUUUUGUGCCAAUUGUAUUUUAAGAAUUGUAUCUAGAACAGUGUCACUUUAUCUGGCUCCCUGGCAUUUUAAAAAUAUGUUGUGAUGUUAUAUGGUUUCAUUAAUCUUUGAACAGCUGAGUCAUUAUAAACUGGGUAUCAUUCAUUAGUUGGACUGCUUUUUGUUUUGGAAAUAUAUGGACGUUGAUAGCUCCAAAUUUUUCCAAAAUUUCAUUGAUUUCUAGUUUUAAAGUAAUGAUAUGUUUAUGUUAUAAUAUGCCCACCAAUAUUAAAUUUUAAUGUUAUACAUAGUAAUAGUGUUAACAUGUUUGCCAAAGCAACAGGUUAAAGAUGAGAAAAAAGUCAUUGCUGUGCAGUUAAACUUAAUUUUUUUUUAAGGAACCAGUUGUACCCUUGGUUUUAUUAUUGGGAGGUUGUCUCCAGUGGUCAUUAACGACAAAGGAAGUGAAUUAGAAGUAGGAUGUGGAUUUUAAACAGGUUUUAAUCUACUCUCUAAAGGUGUAAUGCAAACUUGAAUUUUUGAAUCUCUCUGGUGAUGAUAAUUUAUCCUCAUCUCUGGCCUCUGUGACGUUUUCCAUGGCUUUUCAUAAUGUGAUAUUUAUGCAGCUGAUGCCACCUUAUUGUUGUAAACUUGGUAUCAUAAGUCAUAUAAUGGCAACUGUUUACCAAAAAAUUAUUUUUAUACAAAAAAGGAACAGUUUCUAUGGGUUUACAGGUGUCAGACACUGUUAAUCUAAAAUACUGAGGGAACGAGGCUUAAAGUUUUGCCAUAUUGAUGGCGUAUGCGCAUCAAACAAGCAUGGAAAUGUAAAGUAGCUAGUCUUAGAGUGUAGGGCGAGUAAAGAAGAAUCAUAAUUAUACAUAUAUUUUAAACACCUCACUUAUUGCAAACAUUUCAGGAUUUUUUUAACUACACAAAAAACAUUUUUAACAAUUCCCAAUUAAGAAGCAAGUAUUUAAUGAUUUAACAUUUUAGGGAAAUAUAAUUACAUAUUUAUAUUUGAAUAUCAAUUUAUUUCUGAUUUUAUUUGAUUUCCAUUGUGUUAUAUACUUGUAGAUAAUGUCAUGUAAAAAAGAACUAUUAAUGGUAUCUUUAUAGGGCUUAAGUUCACUAAUUUUAAACUUGAAGUAGUAGAACAUAUUUCAUUCUGAAUUUAAUAUCUCUACCACAGUUUUCUUUUAUGAAGCGAUUUUGAAAGCCAAGAGGAUGUAUGAUUUUUGGAAGAGCAAUAUUUUGGUCACAACAGCAAUAUGACAAUGAAUAUCAGAUUGUAGAAAACAAAUAUGAAUAAAGUAUGAUUAUUGUUUAAAAAGUGAUUUAUUUUAUAUUAAAUGCUUAAGAUCUCGGAAAUUUCAGUGGAAGUGAGAAGGGAUAUGAUUUGCCUCUCCUUUAGUAGCAUUUUCUGUUCUCAUCUGCAUCUUGGAAGUGGAUUGUUCAGCUGCUGUAUGGAAGUCUUUUGAGAGAGAAUAAGUCCCUUGUAUUCAAACUUAAUGUCAUUGUAAAAUAAGCAGUAACAUCUAUCUCUCUAUAAGCAAACAAUUGUAACAGAAUAAGUAAUUAGAUGCACAGUUGUUAUUACUCAAUAAUAUUACCUAAAUAUUUUUGUUUUGCUUCCAUGCAAUGUGCAUAUUCAUGUAUAUUUUUCCUAUCUUUGUUACUUUUUGAAAUAUCCACUUAUGUCAAUCUACUGAAUUACACACGCCUCUGAAUUAUCAGUAGUCCUGUUUGAGAUUUUAGCAAGGCAGAUUGCUUCCAUCCAGUUUAUUUGCUCUUGUGCUGUGUCUGCACAGAAAUAAAAUGUCCUUUUCUUGCCUUUAGGUUUGAUACUGAAACCAUUUAUUUUGUUGUCAAUGUCAGAUUCGGCGAUUUCGGCACCAACCAAUGAAACAGCUUUCAUUUUUGCCCUUG
Lingula anatina is the source of this 8241-nucleotide messenger RNA. RefSeq names its product endoribonuclease Dicer-like. Gene Ontology annotation, molecular function: RNA binding; protein binding; deoxyribonuclease I activity. Gene Ontology annotation, cellular component: RISC-loading complex; cytoplasm; nucleus. The record is from RefSeq and is a predicted model, not a curated record. Gene Ontology annotation, biological process: pre-miRNA processing; apoptotic DNA fragmentation; siRNA processing. NCBI's taxonomy places the organism in Eukaryota, Metazoa, Brachiopoda, Lingulata, Lingulida, Lingulidae.